CGCGUGCAAACGGAGUCUGACGGUGUCCGCUUCUGCGGGAAUUGUGGUGGCUUUGUUAGCCCAAAUCACCAAUUUGUGUCCUACAUCGACACCAUAGAUAAGCUUCAUACUUCGACCUACCGUAGGGAACACGCCCCACAAUCAGAUAGAGGGAUGCCCACCCUUCAUGACGACGACGAGCUUCUUCUAGCUCGCAUCGGCUAUAAACAGGAGCUCAGACGAGAAUUUUCGAAAUGGUCGACCAUCUCCUAUGCCAUCUCUAUCCUUGGAGUGCUAGGCUCCGUGCCAGCGACAUUCGGUGCUCCAUUGGCCGCGGGGGGCCCCGCAACUGCAGUCUGGUGUUGGUUUCUAGGCUCUAUCAUGGCGUUCUGUAUUGGCAGUUCCGUAGCUGAGCUGGUCUCGGCCUAUCCAACAGCAGGGGGAAUGUAUUUUGUUACCAAGUACGUUGUUCCUGAGGACCAGGUACCGAUCUUCUCAUGGAUUCAGGGCUGGUGUAACCUCCUGGGACAAACUGCUGGGGUUUCUAGCGUGGCGUAUACAGUAAGCCAGAUGCUGCUUGCUGCUGUUAGUAUGAACUCCAAGCUAGUCGAUGGGAGUUACUCGUACACACCGACCGCGUGGGAUACAGUGCGCUUGUCGAUCGCGCUUCUGAUCUUCCUUGGUGUAAUCUGCUCGAUGACAACAAAAUUGUUGCACCGCAUCUUUAUCUGGUUUGCGCCAAUUAAUAACAAGCAACCGGCCAUGUGGGUGUUCACUCACGUCACCGACGGCUCCGGCUGGGGCUCCAAGCUCUUUUCCUUCCUCCUCGGCUUCAUAGCUGUAGCAUGGACCAUGACCGACUAUGAUGGAACCACCCACAUGUCUGAAGAGACCCACGAUGCCGCCAUCCUCGGCCCGAUAGCCAUCCAAUCUGCUGUCGUAGUUUCCGGCGCCAUGGGCUGGAUCCUGACGAUAUCCCUAUGUUUCUGUCUUACCGACUACGACGGCAUUCUAAACACACCAACCGGCCUUCCAGCUGCCCAAAUCUUCCUCAACGCAGGCGGAAAAACUGGCGGCAUGAUUAUGUGGGGACACCCGGAUGGCCUACGCAUUUGCGCGAGACGAGGCCCUUCCAUUCUCCUCGUACGCUUUACCCUCAACACCCAACAAGCAAACAAGCGCACUAACAGUCCCAGCACCCUCUCAAAAAUAAAUUCCUAUACCCACACCCCUGUCAACGCCGUCUGGUUUGUCGUCUUCUUCGCCAUAGCCCUAAAUUGCAUCGCGAUCGGAUCCACACAAACAGCUACAGCAAUCUUCUCCAUCACAGCGCCAGCCCUCGACAUUUCCUACGUCUCCGUUAUCCUCGCGCACCGGAUCUACAAGCACCAAGUAUCUUUCGUCGAGGGGCCGUUUACGUUGGACAGGUGGGGAAGCUGGAUAAAUUGGAUUUCGAUAUCUUGGGUGCUGUUCAUUAGCACGGUUCUGUUUUUCCCACCACACGUUCCUGUUACGGCAGAGAACAUGAACUAUGCGGUAUUUGUUGGGCUCUUCAUUGCAAUUUUUGCGCUGGUGUGGUGGUGGAUUGAUGCGAGGGGAAAGUAUACUGGUCCCCGGACGAACGAGUAUUUGCAGGAGAUUCCCACGGAGGAAUAUGCGGAGAAUUACGGGACUAUAGCGUGAUGGCUAUGAUAGACAGAAUUACUAUUGAUUAGGCACAGAUAGACUUUAGAUGCUGGACACUGUUGAACAUUGCGUCCAU
Messenger RNA from Aspergillus nidulans FGSC A4, 1741 nucleotides. Its product is annotated as amino acid permease. The transcript has 8 exons. Gene Ontology annotation, cellular component: membrane. The record is from RefSeq and is a predicted model, not a curated record. Bases 154 to 1662 code for a protein of 502 amino acids. Gene Ontology annotation, molecular function: transmembrane transporter activity. Lineage: Eukaryota; Fungi; Ascomycota; Eurotiomycetes; Eurotiales; Aspergillaceae. Gene Ontology annotation, biological process: amino acid transport; transmembrane transport.